CAAUUCUCUAAAAGUCGACAAAAACAUGUUGAUAAGCUCGACACACUCUACGACAAUCGAAACAGUCAGAGUCGAACAGAGUAACAGUCAAAGUCAAGUUUAGCCCAUCAAAUGGAUCGUUUGUGUGUCUUAUUAACUUUGCUGGUCCUAGUUCUCGGUGCUUUAGCAGCUCCAUCUCCAGCCGAACUGAGCUGUACAAAACAUGGUACCGAUCCGGAAUGUAUUAUCAGCAACAUAACCUUCGAGUCAACAAACCCCGAAGAGUACAUUUUUCCAAAGGAGAUCGCAAUUCAACUAGCGAAUUGCACUAUGGAGUGUUUCUCACCAGAACUAGCCGCAAGAUUGUCGGAGGUCACCACCGAACUAUCAAUUCUUGACGGUGUCGCACCGAAAUUAUACGUAAAGCCUAGUCUUAAAAAGAUCACCUGUCUACGAGCCGCCACUAGUACUGUGCUAAUCGAUCCCGUCGAAAAUCAUAACCUAGAAUUACUGGACCUUGAAGGAGUUUUGACUGCUAUUCCGGAGAAUAUUCACUAUCUUAAAAAGCUGCAAGUCCUAGAUUUGUGUCAAAACCAAAUAGACCACGUGAAACUGGAUGCCUUCCAAGGAUUGAACCACCUUAGAAAGAUUAACCUAGGACACAAUCGCAUCCAAUCGGUAGAUUCCACAGGCAACACGAUCAACCUGCCGGCCCUAACCGAACUGUUUUUGCACGGUAAUCAACUCACAGCAUUGGACUUAACUCACCUCAAGGCGGACAAUCUCCAGCGGUUCUAUGUGUCGGAAAAUCAGCUCACACGAAUUGAUUCGAACUUUCCCCACCAAUUUCCCAACCUGGUGCGAACAGAUUUAUUCCGUAACAAGUGGAUCUGCGAGUGGCUAGAGGAAACGUUACGAACACUGAACGCUAGCAAAGUGGAAACUCAUAGCUAUCUUCCGAGCAAGAUUUGCGAUGAAAGGGGAUCGGUAAAAGUGGACGUAGUUGAUUGUGAAAGCGCAAUAGAUAUUUAGAAAUAAGGUUAUCAACAGGAAUAAGAAAAUAAAGUCUUUUGCUGUUUUGACAA
This is a messenger RNA of Wyeomyia smithii (pitcher-plant mosquito), 1064 nucleotides long. RefSeq names its product toll-like receptor 4. The transcript is spliced from 2 exons. Bases 112 to 1011 code for a protein of 299 amino acids. NCBI's taxonomy places the organism in Eukaryota, Metazoa, Arthropoda, Insecta, Diptera, Culicidae. The record is from RefSeq and is a predicted model, not a curated record. Gene Ontology annotation, molecular function: protein binding.